This is a messenger RNA of Coregonus sp. 'balchen', 1709 nucleotides long. The record is from the annotation of a GenBank genome assembly. Lineage: Eukaryota; Metazoa; Chordata; Actinopteri; Salmoniformes; Salmonidae.
CUCAUUCUGUGUCCAAAAUAUGAUGUUGUUUUGGGGGGCAGUUCGGCCUACAGAGCGAGAGACUAUGACACCCGCAUGCUGCUGAGGUUCCCACAACGUGUGAAGAACCAGGGGACAGCUGACUUCCUGCCAAGCAGACCGCGCUACUCCUGGGAAUGGCACAGUUGUCACCAGUGAGUCUCUCUCAAUGUCUGUCUGUCUAUAUGCCUUUUCACCUCUCUCUGGAACUGUGUGUUUCUCGUGUCUCCAUUUCUGUCUGCCAGUUACACAAACACUCAGUUUUUUUUCUUCCACUCUAUUUUUUUUCUCCUCUCUCUCUCACAGAGUGGAUUAAUGUCCAUAUUUUGAUAAUCAACAUACUGGUCUCAUCAGACAGAUUUGUCUGGCAAUAUAUAGCAAUGCAAAAGUGUAUGUCAAUGUAUUUGAAUCAAGUUUCCACUUUAAAAUAUUUGACUCCAACCCAUAACUUCUACUGCAUAUGAGGAAUGUGAUGCUGGAUGUGUAGCCAGAACCUUCAGAGGGAAAAGUCUGUAACCUUGUCUUACUGAAUACAUUCAAAAGUGUCCAGCUCUCUUGAUUCCACAGAAGUCUGCAUUUCACAUUACCUCAGCCCAUAGCUAUGCUCUGAAGUAAGUCACAUACUGUACCAACAUCAAGUAUGGGGUACAUAUUGACUUACAUCCUGCAGCUUGUUUUUGUACAACUGAUUUGUAGGUCUGUCUCAUUGACUGGACCUGUACCUGAAACUGUAUAAAAAUGCAUUCCUCUGCAUUGGAACAUUAUUUUCUCAGUUAAGUGGCUUUUCUACAGCACCUGUUUGAUUGAAUGCCAGCCAAAGUGAUGACAAAGUGAUUGAAUCAGUUAUUUAAACACUGAUCAAAUUCCAUUGUCCUGCUUCUCUCCAGGCAUUACCACAGCAUGGAUGAGUUCAGCCACUAUGACCUGCUGGAUUCAGGUGGCAGGAGUGUGGCUGAGGGACACAAGGCCAGCUUCUGCCUGGAGGACAGCUCCUGUGACUACGGCUACUACAGACGCUUUGCCUGCACCUCACACACCCAGGUUACCGACACAACACGUGUUGCUUUAUGUCAUGUUGACUAAUCGAAUCAAAGGGAUGUCCAACUUUUACUAUUUUGUCUGUAGAUUGUAUGGCUGUAGCUGUUCAGUACCAGGCUAUGAUAUCCAGCAGAGAUGCUUACUUACAGUUGAAUACUCUGUAAUGGCAUGUGAGUGCUGCUUACUGUUGUCUAAUCAUAGGGCCUGAGUCCAGGAUGUUAUGAUACCUAUAACGCAGACAUCGACUGCCAGUGGAUCGAUAUUACAGAUGUGAAACCUGGGAACUACGUCCUGAAGGUUUGUCACGAAAACAGAUUACAUUAUUGGCACUUUGGUGCUGAAUACCAUGUCCCAAGGUAUUCACACACCAGCUCUGAGAAGCAAAAAGGCUGAUUUGAAAUGCCUUGACUGUGUUUGGAAUCAAUGUUUAUCCGUCCCCUGUUACUACUGUGUUGCAACUGUUUUUGACCAAAUUUUCAUUGUUUUUAUGAAAUAUUUGUACUCCCACUCCUUUCUUUCUUUUUGUGUUUUAGAUCAGUGUGAACCCCAGCUAUCAGGUUCCAGAGUCUGACUACAGCAACAACAUUGUGCGCUGUGAGAUUCGCUAUACUGGCAACUAUGCCUAUGUUUCAGGAUGUCAAAUCUCACAGUGA